Molecule: messenger RNA, 1324 nt
Organism: Triticum urartu
Lineage: Eukaryota; Viridiplantae; Streptophyta; Magnoliopsida; Poales; Poaceae
Source: RefSeq, a predicted model, not a curated record
AACCCGUCCCGAUCCGUUCCGCAACCAGACCCGGCCAGUUUUCCCCCAGCAAGCAUGGGAGUAAUUGCGUUGACGACGGGGACGCUGCACGGGGAAUCGGGGAGAUAUUAAUCGAUUCCUUUUCCUCUGGAUUCCGGCCGUCCUUUUCCCGCACUAUAAAUUCCGGGGCAGCGGCAAGAAUCCGCAGAGAUCGCUGUCAGAAGGCCCUGCACUCAAACUCAGCAGGUGGAGGGGGGCGAUAGAGGCAACGGGCCGCCGGCGAUGUCGUCGUCGUGGAACUCGGUGGGGCUGGAGGUGCUCUACCAGGUCAUCGGGUGGAUCGCCUUCGUCGCCUGGUCCUUCAGCUUCUACCCGCAGGUCGUCCUCAACUACAGGCGCAAGAGUGUCGUCGGUCUGAACUUCGAUUUUCUGGUGCUGAAUUUCACAAAGCACUCUUCCUACCUCAUAUACAAUGCUGCUCUAUUCUUCAGCCCCUUCAUCCAGCAACAGUAUCAUGACAAGUUUGGUGAUAAAGAGAUGAUUCCUGUUGCUGCAAAUGAUGUUGCUUUCUCUCUACAUGCAGUGGCCUUGACAUCUUUUACCCUUUACCAAGUUUUUAUUUAUGAGCGUGGAAACCAGAAAGUCUCCAAAGUGUGCAUAUCAAUCUCUGCUGUUGUCUGGUCAGCUGCUAUUGUUUGCCUCAUUGUAGCUUGGCCAAAAAGUAACUGGCUAUGGCUUAUUGAUGUAUUCAAUUCAAUACAGGUUGCGAUGACAACAGUCAAGUACAUCCCUCAGGCUGUGAUGAACUUCAGGCGGAAGAGUACAGUUGGUUGGAGUAUUGGCAAUAUUUUACUUGAUCUUACAGGGGGGGUGCUGAACUUUGGUCAGAUGGGUGUGCAAUCUAUUGAUCAGCACACUUUAGUGAAUUUCUAUGGAAAUAUCGGCAAGACUCUUCUUUCAUUGGAAACUGUUUUCUUCGAUGUUCUCUUCAUAAUUCAACACUAUGUGUUGUACCCUGUCAAACGGGAUGAGAAUGACUCUGAGUACCCUGUUCUCCCCGUUCAAGUGAAAGAUGGGAAAGAUGGGACGGCCGUGUAAACUUGUAGGAUUGGAAAUGAAGAUGGGACGGCUGUGUAUACUUGUAGGAUUGGAGAUGAAGAUGGGACGGCUGUGUAAACUUGUAGGAUUGGAGAUGAAGAUGGGUCUUAUGGGUCCAAUGAAGCAUGAGGCUCCCAAGUAAUAAAAACGUGUGAUGGAUUUACCAAGGAAAGCAAAAGGGCUCAACGAUGAAACGUUCAAAAGAAUCCUCCAAAUCUGGCAUUGUCCACAUGUACCCACUAAUAAA